AUGGCUUCUCUCUUAGUCUUAGCUCUCUUUUGCACUGUUUUACCACUGAUCCUAGCCUCCACAAGCGAGCCUGUGAGAGGUCCUAAGGAAUUUAAAGUCGGCAAUUAUGUGGGUUGGCGUCAGCCCUACGUGAAUGAGACUGAACUGUACAAUCAGUGGGCUGCAAAUCGGAGAUUCCGCGUCGGAGAUUCACUUCGAUUCGAGUAUAAGAAUGAUUCAGUUCUUGUGGUGGAUAAAUGGGGAUACUAUCACUGCAACACAAGCAAUCCCAUUUCUGUCUCUAACGAUGGGAAUACUGUCAUCAAUCUCGUCACGCCUGGCCCUAUCUACUUCAUAAGUGGGGAUCCUGAUCAUUGCAAGAACGGCCAGAGGUUAGUUGUUGAGGUCAUGACACUGCACCCCAUUUCACAGUCUCCUCCGUCCAUUGCCAGUCCUCCUCAACCUUACUGGGCUGUGUCUCCUGCCCCAUCGCCACAGUCAAGUUCAGGAGUAUCAGUUUCAGUGACAUUGGUUUCAGUUUUAAUGGCUCUUAGUGUCAAUGUUGUGACAUUGGUAUUGGGUGCACCAUAG
Molecule: messenger RNA, 570 nt
Organism: Ilex paraguariensis (yerba mate)
Lineage: Eukaryota; Viridiplantae; Streptophyta; Magnoliopsida; Aquifoliales; Aquifoliaceae
Source: the annotation of a GenBank genome assembly